ACGAAAGACAGACAUCAAACUAUAUUCUCCCUAGUGGACUCUUUUAUAUUAGCAACUAUAAAAGAGCCCACAAGAGACAUCCAUGAUAUUCAAAUAUCAAACUCUAUUCCCUUAUGCACCACCAACUUUGCAAAUGCUUUAAUCGUUUCAUAUGUUACAUUUUAACUUCUUGACAAAACUAGUUUAAGGUACAGUUCAUUUGAGGGAAGAAUUUUCAAACGAAAAAUUAGUAUAAACAAGCAUAGAUGCGUCCAUAAACUCUCACAAUUCUCAUUACAAAUUAAAGUACCAAACAAGAAAAGAAAAGUGAGAGAAAAGAAAGAGAGAAUAAUGUCUCCUACUCCAGAAUGGGUCAUGGUUGGAGGAGAAGGUCCUGAGAGUUACAAGCAGCAUUCUUCGUAUCAAAGAGAUUUGCUGAAAGCAGCAAAGGAUAAAAUAAACGCGGUGAUCUCAGCAAACCUCAGCCUCGAUUUGAUUUCGAAUCGGUUUAGUGUUGCGGAUUUCGGUUGUGCGAGUGGACCUAACACUUUUGUGGCAGUCCAAAACAUAAUAGAUGCCGUGGAAGAGAAGUAUCUUAGAGAAACCGGACAAAACCCGUCAGAUAACAUCGAGUUCCAAGUCCUCUUCAACGACUUAAGCAAUAACGAUUUCAACACUCUCUUCCGAGCACUUCCUUCGGACAGGAGAUACUACAGUGCUGGCGUUCCCGAUUCCUUCUUCGACCGUGUUCUUCCUAAACAGAGUAUCCACAUAGGAGUCAUGAAUUACGCUUUUCAGUUCACCUCCAAAAUCCCCAAAGGGAUCUCCGACCGCAACUCUCCCCUGUGGAACAGAGACAUACAUUGCACUGGCUUCAACAACAAGGUCAAGAAGGCAUAUUUUGAUCAGUACUCGCUCGACUCCAAGAAUAUCUAUGAACGAGGUCGUUGCAAACUGUGUCUAACCAUAUUUCUUAUGAUCAUAAUUAGCUACUUUUUAGCUAGCCUUUAUGAACUCAUUAACUCAUUAUGCCGAGUUAUUCACCUACUUUGCACAAGAUAA
Messenger RNA from Arabidopsis lyrata subsp. lyrata, 1041 nucleotides. RefSeq names its product probable S-adenosylmethionine-dependent methyltransferase At5g37990. The transcript is spliced from 2 exons. The coding region runs from base 331 to 1041 and encodes 236 amino acids. Lineage: Eukaryota; Viridiplantae; Streptophyta; Magnoliopsida; Brassicales; Brassicaceae. Gene Ontology annotation, molecular function: S-adenosylmethionine-dependent methyltransferase activity. The record is from RefSeq and is a predicted model, not a curated record. Gene Ontology annotation, biological process: methylation.